AUGUCGUCCGCACACUUCCUCGCCAACCGUCUGUUCAGCGUCAAAGGACUCGUCGCACUCGUCUCGGGUGGAGGAACCGGUAUCGGGUUGAUGGCCACGCAGGCGUUGGCGGCGAACGGAGCCCGCGUCUACAUUUGUGGGCGGAGGAAGGAGGUCCUUGACAACGUUGUCAAGACGUACUCGAAUGGUAUCGAGGGAGAAAUCAUCGCCCUCCAAGGCGACGUUACGAAGAAGGAGGACGUCAAGCGCCUCGCCGACGAGAUCAAGCAGCGCGAAGGUGGCCUGCACAUCCUCGUCAACAACGCCGGUAUCUCUGGCGAAGUCACCAAGAUGGACGACAAGAUGUCUGUCGAGGAGUUGAGCCAGAAGUUGUGGGACGAGCAGACCGUCGAGGGAUGGGACGACGUCUUCCGCACCAACGUCCACAGCAUCUUCUUCAUGACCGUCGCCUUCCUCCCGCUCCUUCAGAAGUUCACGAACGGCACCGACCCGGCCGGACGCGCGAUCUACGAACGUUACCAGUCGGUAGUGAUUAAUACCACAUCCAUUUCGGGACUUAUCAAGAAGGCGCAGAACCACUUUGCCUACAACGCCUCGAAGGGCGCCGCCAACCACCUCCAGCGCUUGAUGGCGACCGAGUUCGCGCACACUGGCGUGCGCAUCAACUCGAUCGCUCCAGGCGUCUUCCCGUCAGAGAUGACGGCGGGAGACAGCGAUGACAAGAACAAGUCUUCGCUCGAGGACUUUGACCCUUCGUCGCUCGGCGUGCCAGCUGGUCGCGCAGGAAGUGAGGAGGACAUGGGCGGCACGAUCCUUUACCUCGCGUCUCGGGCGGGCCAGUACACCAACGGCGUCAUUCUCCCCGUCGACGGCGGUACGCUGUCGACCAACCCGUCUGCGUACUAG
This is a messenger RNA of Rhodotorula toruloides NP11, 906 nucleotides long. Its product is annotated as tropine dehydrogenase. The record is from RefSeq and is a predicted model, not a curated record. Gene Ontology annotation, molecular function: oxidoreductase activity. The coding region runs from base 1 to 906 and encodes 301 amino acids. The transcript is spliced from 6 exons. NCBI's taxonomy places the organism in Eukaryota, Fungi, Basidiomycota, Microbotryomycetes, Sporidiobolales, Sporidiobolaceae.